Molecule: messenger RNA, 1224 nt
Organism: Ylistrum balloti
Lineage: Eukaryota; Metazoa; Mollusca; Bivalvia; Pectinida; Pectinidae
Product: glycoprotein 3-alpha-L-fucosyltransferase A-like
Exons: 1
Coding region: 1-1224 (407 amino acids)
Cellular component (GO): membrane
Molecular function (GO): alpha-(1->3)-fucosyltransferase activity
Source: RefSeq, a predicted model, not a curated record
AUGGCUUUGUCAGGAUUGUCAUCCAUUCGUACGGCAGGGGUCGCCUUAUGUGUGCUGUGUAUCGUUAUACUGGUGACGGAAUACUCAGGAUUAAACAACAAUACUGUGUACAUGAGUGUCGAAACAUCUCAGGAUAAGGCUUCUGAUGUACAAGGAAUUCAAAGAGCACACGAUGAAGCCGAUUUUUCUACGACAAAGACAAUCCUUGCUUAUAGUAAGAGCAGAUGGCUGAAUGAGUGGGUCGGCCGCAGAUGGGAUACCACCGAAGUGUUUAAGUCAUGUCCAUUAUCCACAAACUGCAUCCUCACUCUAAAUAAGUCCUUGGUAGAUGACGCUGAUGCUGUGAUGAUUAACUGGUUAACUCUUUGUAGACAUUGGAAAAAACAAAGAAGUCAAGUUUGGAUUAUGUUUGAAUUCGAGUCACCAGAUUACAACGCUCGUUAUGAAAAGAAACGCUGUUGGCGAAAUAAAGUUGUCAACUGGACGCUUACUUAUCGAAGGGAUUCGGAUUUCUCGUUGGUACAUGGGCUAUUCCAUCCGCAAGACACAGGAUAUAAUGUGGAUGAAAAAUUAUUGCGAUCAAAAUCAAAAACAGCUGUCGGCUUCAUAAGUCACUGCAAUGCAUCGUCGAAGCGUGAGAAAUUUAUACGUGCACUUCGGUCGCAUGGUGUUGACAUAGACAUCUUCGGCAGGUGCGGGAAUCUAAGAUGUGGUGGAGAAUUUAACACUAAAUGGAAAGGUGUGUGGAAUGUGACGUCUGAUCAUCAGGACCAUUGUUUUGAUGUACUUGACAAUAGAUAUAAAUUUUAUCUAUCUUUUGAAAAUUCCUUGUGCAAAGAUUAUGUCACAGAAAAGUCUCUUCAUCUUGUUUUACGUCAUCAGAUCGUGCCAUUGAUUAGAGAUGGUGCCAAUCGGACACUGUAUCACCCACCACAUUCCUUUCUUGACACAAAAAAUUUCAAAAGCGUAAAAGAACUUGCAAAUCGUAUUAAGUUUUUAUCGAAUAAUUUUGACAGUUAUUUGAAAUUUUUUCAAUGGAAGAAAAAAUACACUAUCGGCACAGUAAGUGGGGUUUUACAAUCAAUAUUCUGUGACAUGUGUCAUCGCUUGCAUCAUCAGCACAAAUAUACACGCUUAUAUCGCAAUCUGAAGAAUUUUUAUACCAACUCACAUGAUACGCAUGAUGAUGAAGGUAUCUGCAAAACACCACAUGAUAUAAUCUGA